AACAAAAUGACUUAGCUGAAAUACACAUGCACAUUGAUGGUUUGAUGGUCCACACACACACACACACGCCGUUAUCCUGUCAGUCUCCUUCCCUUCCUCCAUCCGCGGCACGGACACACGAUAAGAAAGACAUCUGAAUAAUGGGUACUCCAGAGCCCGUCCUGGCUGGUGUGGGGAACACAAUCCUCGUGCUGUCUGGGAAGGGUGGUGUUGGAAAGAGCACAGCCGCUGUCCAGCUGGCUGCCACCCUGAGGGCCAAGGGUCACCGGGUUGGGGUGCUGGAUGUUGACCUGUGUGGCCCGUCAAUCCCUCGCAUGCUGGGGGUGGAGGGCCGGGAUGUGCUCACCACUCCUGAAGGAAAAUGGGUUCCAGUGAGUGUAGAUGAAGAAGAAAGACUAAAGGUCCUUUCCAUUGCUUUCUUCUUGGAUUCCAAGAAUGAUGCUGUCAUCUGGAGAGGACCAAAGAAAAAUGCCAUGAUCAAGCAGCUGCUGACCAGUGUUGUAUGGAAUGUGGACUACCUCAUCAUUGACACUCCUCCGGGCACAUCUGAUGAACACAUCUCAGUCAUGGAAAACAUUAGGCAUGCACCAGUGUUGGGAGCUGUGCUGGUCACCACACCACAGAUGGUUGCUGUUGAUGAUGUCACAAGGGAGCUCACCUUCUGCAGGAGAACAGGGAUCAGCAUCCUUGGCAUCAUUGAGAACAUGUCUGGCUUUGUCUGUCCCACCUGUUCCGAAUGCAGCAACAUCCUUGCCAGUGGUGGCGGGGAACAGCUGGCUGAAAAGGCAAAAGUCACAUUUCUAGGCCGCAUUCCCAUUGACCCAACACUGUCCCGGUGCACUGAGGAGGGACUCAACUAUAUUGACAAAUUUGCAAAUUCACCCAUCUGCCAGAUCUACCACUCCAUCAUCACCAAGCUGACAAGGCAAACAGAUGAAGAGAUGGAAGUAGAAAAAUAACAAGUCAGUGAUUUGUUUCACCUUUUUCUCAUUUUCUUCUGUUAUGAGACCUUUUGGAGCAAUACAGUGGAACCUCAAUUACCGAAUGCCUCCCUUUCCAAACAAUUCAGUUUUCAAACGAAAUUUUGAACUCAUAAUUGCUUUGGUUGCCUUAUCAUUAUUUGGUUCUUAAACAAAGUUAUUCAAUUUCAAAUAAUUAAAGACAAAGGAAAGACUGCUGUUUAUUACAAAUUUAGUAUCUAUAAAUAUUUCCUUCAUUUUUAUAUAUUUGGAGGAGAGACAUGGUGGGUAAGACAGUAAUUCAAUCUUUGAAAAAAGUUAAAUGUGAUACUGUUGAAGUGCCUUGAUGUAAACAAACAAUUUUUUGGCAUUCAGGAGUAAUCCUGAACCACCUGUGGCUCUCUUAAUAACCCCACAACCCCAUCGCAACUGCAUUUUCCCAUUAGCUUUUCCCAGCAGCAAGAUGUCUAAGUGUUAUGAACACCUUCAUUUUGGCAGUGAGUUGCUCCUCUCUGUGUCACUCUGUAAGGUUUUCCUUCAUUAGAUUGGUGAUAUACAUAGAAAACAUCUGCACAGCCUAAACAGUAUCUUCUGAUGAGUUCUGUCACUAAGUUCAUUCAAUACAUCCUUUGUGGAUAAAUAAUUUCUGAGCUGGGUAUGUUGUGGAGCAGCCAUUAUGGCAGUGAGAGUGUCUGUCAUAAGCCACAAAGACUGGGUGGACAGGUGUCUGGGAACUGAUUAAUCAGUUUUACAUUGAUUCCUAUGGGGAAAAUAGUUUUGUUUCCAAACAUUUUGGAUUUUGAAUGGCAUUCAGGAAUUAAUUAAGUUCAAGAACUGAGGUUCCAGUGUAAUUACUUUUUAAAUUUAUUGUUUGUCACUUUGGAUGUACGAGUAUGUAGCCAGCUGUGCUAUGUCUAAGCUCUUGGGGUGUAGUAGGAUGAUCCACAAGACUAUCCCUUUCUAUCAGGGGCUGACGGGGUUAAGGGUAUGAAUGAUUGUGUGUGUGUGUGUGUGUGUGUGUGUGUGUGUGGGGGGGGGUACUCUGUCUAGGCCACCUAGUGUGGGAUUCCCAGCCUGGGAUAUAGGUAGAUAGAUAAAAAGAUAGACAUAUACUUUGGGCACAAACUUAUUAGGACCUCCUCUUUCAUUCUUUGACAAGACAGUACAGCUGUAAUCCAGAAUACUGUUUGGAUACUGAGAGAGCAUUACUGAGCACCUGGUGAGUGAUUAAGAAAUGUGUUUAAGCUUCAUAACUUUCAAUAAUGUUUCCUAAAUUCAAUCAUUAAGGAGGCUUGGGUGUUGCAAGGCCACUAAGACCAGGGUUGUGUUUCAGCCAAGACAUUCACCAUAUGACUGUCUUUUACACACACAGGGGUGAUACUGCUGGUACUUGUAUAAAAUCCUUUAAUGUAAAAUAAAACAGUAACAGAGUUUUUACAAUAUAUAAAUGUUUGUGGUAAACAUACGUCUUUUUUUUCUCAAGCAUUAAAAAAUGGCAUUGUU
This is a messenger RNA of Scylla paramamosain (green mud crab), 2462 nucleotides long. RefSeq names its product cytosolic Fe-S cluster assembly factor NUBP2 homolog (gene Nubp2). The transcript is spliced from 6 exons. Gene Ontology annotation, biological process: iron-sulfur cluster assembly. Gene Ontology annotation, cellular component: cytosol. The coding region runs from base 141 to 959 and encodes 272 amino acids. NCBI's taxonomy places the organism in Eukaryota, Metazoa, Arthropoda, Malacostraca, Decapoda, Portunidae. Gene Ontology annotation, molecular function: ATP-dependent FeS chaperone activity; iron-sulfur cluster binding; ATP binding. The record is from RefSeq and is a predicted model, not a curated record.